GCCCCGAGUCCUGGCAGAAGAGUUUACACGUCACUGUCCACAAGAGUAACCUCUGACCAUUGUUUUUCAUAACAAACCUCUAGUAUCACAACCGUCCGAAGGUCUGUCUCAUUCCCACAACCAGACCUCAGACAUGUACAACAGCAGCUACUCCCGGGCCACUCUCGGACUGGAGACGAAACAGAUCCACAAGGCGAAGAAGGGGAAAAGCUGCGGCUACUACAUGAGGAUCGUCUUCUUCUUCUCGUCUCUGAUCCAGUCCCUCAUCAUCGCCAGUUUGGUGCUCUUCCUCGUGUACGGCCAGCCGGAGAAGACGGCCGAGGAGAAGAGAGUGGAAGAGCUGGAGCUGGCCUUCAACAAGCUCUCCUCAGACAACACCAAACUCAGAAAAGACAAAGCUGACCUCACCGGUGCCCUCAAAGCAAAGACUGGAGAGAAGGAGGCGGCGGAUAAAGAGAUAGCAAAGCUGAAAAAUGACUUGAACGCAACAACGCUCAAGAGCAGCAACUUGCAGAAAUCACUUUCUCUUUGUGAGGCCAGUAAAGCAAAGAUUCCAAGCACUCGAUAUACUCCACUCCCAUGUCCACCGAGCAACAACAAUCAGAAUGGUGAAAUCAAAACUCUAAAUACUCUUCUGGAGCAGCAGAAAGUUCUAUAUGGAAUCCUUAAGAGUAACUUCAGCCAAACGGUGAAUUACAUUAAAGCCGACUUGGACAAUGCAGUGAAGGAUAAAAAUGAACAUCACAGCCAGGUGAUACAACUGAGACAAGAAAACAUGAACUUGAAAUCCCAGCUUGAUGUGUACACCACGAAAUGCAAAGAAGACUUUGCAGAGUCCCUCCAAGGCAUCCAGACGGUCACAAGUGCCUUCCUGACCAAAAUCGACAACUUCUUCACCAACUCGGUCACGUUUCACCUCACCUGUCUGAAACAGGAAGAACAGAUGGAAAGGAUUCGCUCCAACUGCUCCAGCCUCUCUCGACAGGUGGAGGACAAGUUCCAGAGCUACCUGGACAACGUGGGAGCGAAGGUCUCCAGCAUUCAGAAACAGAGCAGCCGGCUGGAAGUACAGAACGCGGGACUGACUUCAGAGCUGGACAAGUGCAAAACGGACCGGGAGAAAGAGACUGCGGAGAGCAGCAAAAAACUGCAGGAUGCCCAACAGAAGCAUGACAAGCAGCUGGAGCAGCUUCUCAAGGAGCAAAGCAGACUGAGGGAUGCCAAAGACCUACUAGAAGCCCAGCUUUCUGUGAAUGACGCCACCCUUAUAUCCCUGCGAAAUGGCUGCACACAACAGCCCAGACCUGCUGGUCUUCAGCCCCCUGGCAUAGCCAUACCUGGUAGAGGCCAUUAACCACUAAAGGCUGGGAGUGGAGAAGGGAAUGAUCUGAAUCUCAAGGCCGGACUGAGUUUCUGAGUGUCUUGUGUGCGGGAGUUUCCUGAUUUUGAGCCUGUGAUCUCUUUUGUAAAUAAUGUUGUCAUUGUGGAUCACUGUAAAUGUACGUGCACUCUGUUUAGUUCAUUGUAUAGUUGUAUUUAAUCAUCAUGGGCUGUGAACUUGCAUGGCAUGAUGUACUUCUGAGGCCUGAAUCGGUUAUUCAGUUAUUUAGAGUGGUGCAGACCUAAAAAUGUGAGACUGCCUUUCCUACGAAGCACACAGUUAAUAUUAAAUAAAAAAAUGUUUUACAGCAUCAGUUGUUAAAUACUGAGAGAAUCUGAUUCUGUGAAACCUUGUGUUGUGAUGUAUAUAAUAUUCUUUACACAUUGUGUUGCAGCGAUUGUUUGAACCAGUUUUAAUGUCCUUUUUUACUGUUUUUGUUUUCUAAAUAUUUUGUUCUUUUUAAUAUGUUGAUCAGUCUGUUUUGAAUAAAUAAAUAGUCAUAAAAAUCAA
This is a messenger RNA of Onychostoma macrolepis, 1891 nucleotides long. RefSeq names its product plasmalemma vesicle associated protein b (gene plvapb). Lineage: Eukaryota; Metazoa; Chordata; Actinopteri; Cypriniformes; Cyprinidae. The coding region runs from base 134 to 1354 and encodes 406 amino acids. Gene Ontology annotation, biological process: positive regulation of cellular extravasation; regulation of vascular permeability. Gene Ontology annotation, cellular component: caveola. The record is from RefSeq and is a predicted model, not a curated record. The transcript has 5 exons.